AAGGAGCUCGGAUUUCAUAGUGUGGUGUAAUUUUGAACUAUGUAGAAUUACAAGACGAAAAAUAGACAUCACAAGCUAGGUUCACUCCUAUAGAGACUUGACACACACACACACACACACACACUAUCCCAAGCAGUAUUAUUGCUCCCCGUAUCCACCGCUAGCUGUUCCUGUCGAGACCUGCAAGUGGCUGCCACUGCAUGUGUCAUCCCGUUCCACCGCUCACAUCCUUUCCAUACCUCCCUCUGCAUUAUAUAACCAACAUUUUGCCCGACAACACCUUUGCAGUGUGCCAUCUGGCCUGUGAGAGUAAAGAGGGCAUCGCGGUGCCCUGGUGACGUUGUAUACAAGCCUACAGUUUAAAUGCCCCGCUUGCACCACAUCUAGUGAGGGAGGAAGGCGUCUGCUCCAUUAUCGCCGCCACAACCCACCGCGGCACAGCGUCUCCGGGCGGCGCAGGGAGGUUCCGACUCUGUAUCCGACACUCGCUGGCUGAGUGUGAGCCUAGUACGAGGGAUCGAGGCAGCAAAGGCCUGAAUUUAUCCUUGUGUUCUACCUACGUGUAUGCGAGGAUCCGAGGCUCUUCACAGUGGUGGCUAAUAUUGAUUUCAUUCUGUAGAAUUUUAGCCACUUUACCGCGGGACGUGGAAAUAAUGUCGGCCCGAGGCAUAGCCAAGAAGCGGCAAAAGAAUGUUAGUAAGUCCCAGCGAGCCAAUGUGCUGUUCCCGGUAGGCCGCCUGCACCGCUACAUGAAGGCAGGCCCGGGCACCCGCAGGCUCAGGAUAGGCGUCGGGGCACCUGUGUACGCCGCCGCUGUCAUCGAGUACCUCACAGCGGAGGUGCUGGAGCUGGCCGGUAAUGCAGCACGGGACAACAAAAAGUCACGCAUCACUCCUAGACACAUCCUGCUGGCCAUUGCCAAUGAUGAAGAGUUGCAUCAGCUGCUGCGUCACGUGACCAUUGCGUCAGGUGGUGUGUUGCCCAAGAUCCAUCCAGAGCUGUUGGCAAAGAAGAAGGGAGGCAAGUUCAUCACAGGAGCCAACACACCAGUCACUGUUCCAUACAAGAAGCCCAUCGCCACUAAGCCUCCGGCAUACAAGAAGGUCACCACUGCAAAGACCAAUGCCAUUAUGAUGGGAGGCUCAGCAGCCAACACUCCAACCUCCACAGCUGCUGCUACCACUGCUGCUUCCACCCCGCCAGCCAAGACUCCCGGCUCCCCUGCCAGUGUCACCUCAGGUUCAUCAACACCAGUCAAACUCAGAGCAAAGGGUAAAGACAUCGCAUCCUCAAGCACCUUCACAGUCCUUUCAGAAAAAAAACUCUUCCUGGGACAGAAGUUGACAGUGGUACAGUCAGACAUAUCAACAGUAGUGGCGGACGCUGUCGUCCAUCCCACCAACGCUAACCUCGACUUCCUGGGUGAGGUUGGUUUGGCCCUCAGUAAAAAAGGAGGCAAGGCUCUCUUGGAUGAGGUGCGAGAACUGGCAAACUGCAAAGGUGCUCUGCCCUCUUGUGAUGCUGCCAUCUGCAACGGGUGCAACCUGCCGGCACGGUGGGUGAUCCACGUCAACGGCCCAACCAAUGGAGACGUGGAUGCCUUCGACAAGCUGGAGCGUUGCGUCCGAAACUGCCUGGUGGUGGCCGACACACGGAACUUCAAGUCCCUGGCACUGCCCUCCAUUGGCAGUGGAAAGGCUGGCUUCCCCAAGCAGCAGGCAGCACAAACAAUCAUCAAAUCCAUCUGUAACUACUUUGUCAAUGUGAUGUCCUCGUCCCUGAAGCAGAUCUACUUUGUGUUGUAUGACAUGGAGAGCAUAGGAGCAUACACGGCAGAGCUGGCCAAGUUGGACUCCUAAAAGUGUGUAGGGGUGUGUAGCCCCUGCCCAGGCCCCACACCCCGGGGAGCCCAGGCAAUAGGAGGUUACCAUAGGGUUUCUGAAAUCCUCAGAGGUUAUAGUACAAGACAACUCCCUUGUGUUUGAACUGCUGAGUAUGAGACUGUUGUGAAUGGCUUUAGCAUAUGUAUAUGAACAGUGUCUGCUGGAUGUGAUGAGCUCUUCUGCACCUGCACCAUACCGUACCAUAAGCUGCAGCUGCUUGUGUGGGCACAUCUGGGUCUCAGAUACUUGUGAUCACUGCUUGGACUGUGUUUGUGUAUUAGCAGUGUAAUAUUUUCACUCUUGUUUGUGGUUUGUUAAGCUAGUGAGCACUGCCCUCCAGACACUUCUCAAGCUCAGCAGAAACACUGAUUGAGACACCUGCCAACAAGCAAACAGGACAAGGCAUCUUGGCAUCUUUGCUAGAAAAUAGAUUAACUGCAAUCUGAUGAUCAGAUGAAGUGGAGGCUCUUGAAUUACCUUUCCGGUCAUAAUUGCAAAGACAAUUUUGGAUUCAGAGUAGGAAACUGGUUAUCUGUCGGAACUGUUAUGGGACUGUCUGAGCUCCUUCCCUGCUUACUGCAUAUAUCUUCAAAAAAGAAAUACAUGCCUGGAAAUACUCAGAUUCCAAAAUUAAGCAUAAGUUUUCCUCUAGAAUAUUUCUUUGGCAUCAUCUUACAUGGGCUUAAGGGGCAGAUAGAAGUUGCAGGAGAUGUCCACACACCAGAUGAUCUGGAUACAGUUGGACUUCACAGGCUGUGUUGUGCUGAACACCUGCAGGCCGUCAGACUGGUGUGGGACGGCUGUGUGAGCGCCAGAGUGCUGGUGGAGGGCUGUGAACUUUUUAUACCUGUACCAUAGAACAUUGAGAAAACCCUGAACUAAUAUUCCACUAGUUACUGGAUGACAGUGAGACAGUUCAUACGAAACCAGCAUUUCGAUUGUAAUGGAGAGGCAGUCAAACACAACAUUCAUUUUCACAUUUGCAUUGCAUAUCAGAAGGGCAUUAUUUUUGUCUUCAUAGCAUGGUCUUGGAACAAUUUCUUUCUCUAAUGGUUUUAACAAUUGUUCCCAUGACUGCUUAUGUCUUCAAGUUUGCAGUGAUCUAUAGCAAAGAUCAUGAUGUGAAGUGAUGAAGCAUGUAUUAAGGACUUUGUGUGUGUGUGUGUGUGUGUGUGUGUGUGUGUGCGUGUGUGUGUGUAAAUGAAUACUUCCAAGUAGCAGAGACUCAAAGUCUUUGCUCUGUGCUGGUCAAGAGUUUGAAGUUAGUGUAGGAAUAUUCACAUUUAAUGUGUCAGAAAGAGUGGAAUAAUUUUGUGAUAAUUUAAUGCUAGUGAGGGGAGCACACAGUACUGCCCACUUGAUCCUUGUUUUGCGAUUGGCCAAUGUAAUACGUAUGUUGUUUAUAUAUGUUGAUUGUUGUAUAAUGUCUUUAUUUAUCAUUUUGCUGUUGGCCGAAAGUCAGUGUUUGUUAAGUCUUAAAGAAUUAUAUUUAAAAAUUAUUGUGAUUAUAGAAUAAUCUAUGUAAUCAAUUAUAUAUAAAUUACAUAACUUUUUUUUUAAUGUUGGUGGAGAAGUGUUAUGAUGGUGAAGAGAUUUAUGUUACAGAUUAUUUGUACUUAAGUUUUGCUCAAGUGUGUCCAAAUAUUACACUGGAAUAUUGGUGUUACAACGCAGAGCAUUAUAUGAAGAUGAUGUUUAUGGAGAGGGGAGAUUGAAGCAAGUUUUGAGUUGUUAUAGGGAGCAAGCCUUAUUUGUUUGUUUUUUUUUCUUUAUUCUUUGAGGUAUUUCUGGUACAAAAUCUACCAAGUUGAUAAUUAAAGAGAAUAGAGGAAAGCUUCUGUCCAUGCUGUUCCUUGCAGGUGGCCAGAAAGGUUCACUCACCUUUCAGUGAGGCUGCAGAGUGUAAAUAACAUAACAUGCACCAUGUCAAUGAAUCAUGUGAUAACUCUCAUGACAGAUGAAUCACAAUGUAACAUAACUAGAUAACUCAUGACAAUGAAUUAUAUGCAAUGAGAACCUCCUGAGUGGUAGGAACAUGACAUGAUGUAAUGAAAAGAAUUUGACCAGCCUAGGAUGUGUAGGAGGAACUUCCAAAACAAGAGUCUGGGAGAAGUUGAACAUCUUCCAUAUCCGUACCUAGAGGAAUUGUGCUGCACCUCAGGGAGAAGCUGAGGUGAGACGAAGACUACUGGACCACCUCAUGCUGGCUUAAGGCCCUGGAGAGACACAGAGACACAGACAGAAGCAGGUCCACCCAAACUGUUCUGACUGGAGGCACAACAUAAAGCAAAACCUCUUCACCUCUUUUAGUCAAUACCAGAAAAAUAAGUACAAGAGUUUGGAAAUCUCUCUCUCUCUCUCUCUCUCUCUCUCUCUCUCUCUCUCUCUCUCUCUCUCUCUCUCUCUCUCUCUCUCUCUCUCUCUCUCUCUCUCUCUCUCUCUCUCUCUCCCUCCAGGAUGAGUUAAGUGGUAGGAGCAUUGCACAGGGAGGAGAGAAGGACAGAAAGAUGUAUAUGUGUGUGGAGAGGAACAAUAACUUCUUCCUUUCUGGUGGUGGUGACUGCACUGUUUGUAGUAUUCAGAUUAAUAACAUACGUACACAAGCAGAAGUUAUCAUUAUGUCUAUAUUAUAAAAUUUGUUAAUAUGUAUAAAGCGCAAAUACAUAUAUAAAGUACAUAUAUUAAUAGGUUAAACUGAAGGGCAUUGUGGGAAGGGUGUUGGGUGAGGCAGAGGAACAGCUGGUCACCAUCUGUACCUGUGCUGGUGAUUGCCUUGAGUCACCAGGUGUUGUGUUGGCCAGAUUGGUACACUCACACUCACCAGCACACUUACACUCUUUGUAUACUCUAUACUUCAACAUGCGUACUUGAAUUGAGUUUGUAAAGCUGUGGUUUAGAAUUCUUGUCAUUUUUUGUCACUCCUGCUGUUUUGUGUGUUUUCCCAGCGUUAACUCCUCUAAUCUGCUGGCAGUCUUCUUAUUAACCCCUUCAGUACCGUGCCACUUUUUCAUAUACAUUCUGCUUAAUAUUUAGCAAUUUUAUACAUACAACUUCAAAAACUUGUGUGGGGGAUGAGAAUAGUAAAGACUCUGGCCAUUAAUCUUUUGACCUCCAUAGACCAUUCCCAAUGCAAAAUAAAAUAGUCUAAUCAUACCCAAAAAUAAUAAUAAAAGUGCAUCUCAGUAUUGAAGGGGUUAAACAUGGUACUCCUCUUUUCAACAGGGAGAACAUGAAAAAGCAGUAGAAUUGAACAUGACAGGUUAAUUGACAGACCACAACUCUACCUAUGUAUUUAAGUACAGGUUGUGUAAAUUGAGUUGAAAAAGUGACAAUUUGGGUGUUUGUGUGACUAGUCUGGUGUUUUCUUUAAGAUGGCCACCAAAUUGUCCUGAAGGUGGCCUGUGAUGGGUGGUGAGGCAACACACACCACCAGCAACUCAUACUCUUAGCUUCUUGUUCUCAGAUGUGUUGACUAUAUCUUAACUAUUUUCAGCUGGCUGUAGUGUCAUUUGUUGGGUUUUCAAGAGUGUUAUUUUACAAUUCUAGUGAUAGUUUAACAAGAAUUCUUUAUCUUCUGUGGGGAAAAACACCCUUGAGAACUUGAAGGAACAUCUCUGUGGUCCUCGAAAAUGGUUUUAUCAGAGAUCAGAGUAUUCAGGAACAUAGAUCUUUGUGUCUUAGCGUCAUCAAGGAAUGGCCGAGAUGUAACACAGAGUAAAGGUUUUGUUUGGUGUGUUGCUGUUGCCUCUCUGCCUCUUUAUUCAGUUUAAGUAGUAGUAAGCCUCUCUCUUCUUCUGUAUGUGAUCAGCAGUUUGGUAAAGAGAGCACAUGAAGGAGGGACUGAUGUGUGUGGAGAGGAAGUGGCUAGGAACUGGUGCGUGUGUGUGUGGGUGUGUGUGUGCGUGAAGAGGAAGUGGCGUGGGUUCUUUGAGGAGGAGCCGUGAACAGACUGUAGCGCUGGUUCACGACAAACAGCUAAGUUCAGUGGAGACACCUGAACGUUUUGUUAUUGUAUUUUGGACUAAUUCAUGAAGUGUACUAUCUUUUGCAUGCCUGAAUUAUUUGUAUCAUCUCUCCUCAUCUCAUUCAGUAUGUUAUGAUUUGUCAGUUUCCUGUGUUAUUGUUAAGAGUAAGCAGUGAUUCACCUGACCACAAUACACUGAUGGACAGACCUGCAAGUCUUUGGCUGAAUACUUUUUAUUGCCCAAGGUGACUGACUGCCAGUGCCACCUGGGAAACUCAGCAGGUGUGGGGCCAGUGCUGCAGGUGUGCCAGGGGAAUCUUGGCACACACACUUGGGGAACUGGCCAGCCCUAACGGUGGCCUGCCCCUGUUGCCCCCACCCCACCAUUGCCUGCUGGAGGUUUUGACAAAAGUUUUCUAUAGGUGUUUUAUAGAAUAUUCCUGUAGAAAAUAUAUGAAAAUAAUAUAAAUUAAUAAACAGUUUGAACCAA
Molecule: messenger RNA, 6337 nt
Organism: Portunus trituberculatus (swimming crab)
Lineage: Eukaryota; Metazoa; Arthropoda; Malacostraca; Decapoda; Portunidae
Product: core histone macro-H2A.1-like
Exons: 9
Coding region: 654-1859 (401 amino acids)
Cellular component (GO): nucleosome
Molecular function (GO): protein heterodimerization activity; structural constituent of chromatin; DNA binding
Source: RefSeq, a predicted model, not a curated record